Physeter macrocephalus (sperm whale) is the source of this 5183-nucleotide messenger RNA. It is a transcript of the gene ZC3H4, whose product is annotated as zinc finger CCCH-type containing 4. The transcript has 11 exons. Gene Ontology annotation, cellular component: nucleus. Gene Ontology annotation, molecular function: RNA binding; metal ion binding. Gene Ontology annotation, biological process: negative regulation of DNA-templated transcription. The coding region runs from base 1281 to 4646 and encodes 1121 amino acids. The record is from RefSeq and is a predicted model, not a curated record. NCBI's taxonomy places the organism in Eukaryota, Metazoa, Chordata, Mammalia, Artiodactyla, Physeteridae.
GUCAUUGUUGCUGCGCACGGGCUUUAGCUGCGGCAAGCAGGGGCCACUCUUCGCUGCGGUGCGUGGGCCCCUCAUCGCGGUGGCCUCUCGUUGCGGAGCACGGGCUCCAGGUGUGUGGACUUCAGUAGUUGUGGCACGCGGGCUCAGUAGCUGUGGCGCACGGGCUUACUUACUGCCCGGCACGUGGGACCCUCCUGGACCAGGGCUCGAACCCGUGUCCCCAGCACUGGCAGGCGGAUUCUCAACAACUGCGCCACCAGGGAAGUCCCUUUUUAAAAAAAAAAAUUCCCCAGUUUUCAAUGUCUUGCAUUAGUGUGGCACAUUUGUUGUAAUUGUUUAGCCAGCGUUGGUACGUAGUUGAUUAGAGUCCACAGUUUACAUUAGGGUCCCCCUUCGUGUUUUACAGUUCUCUGGGUUUUGACAAAUGCAUCUUGUUAUAUAUGCACCAUACACUAUCAUAUAAAAUAGUUUCAAUUCCCUAAAAGUCCUCUUUUCUUUACCUACUCAUCAGUCCCUCCCCACAAGCCCCUCGCAACCACCAGUCUUUUUACUGUCUCUGUGGUUUUGCCUGUUCCAGAGUGUCAUUUAAUUGGACUCAUACGUAGCUUUUCCGGAUUGACUUCUUUCACUUAACAAUAUUCGUUUACAGUCACUCCAUGUCUUUCUUAUUUCUUUUAAUUGCUGAAUACUCCAUUGUCUGAACGUACCAGUUGUUUAUCCAUUUACCUAUUGAAGGACAUCUUGGUGUCUUCCAUUUGUGCAUGUAUGUGUAUUUGUAAACUUCAUCCAGUAUCUCUUGGAACUAGCACACUUUGGAGAGCAUCAGUUUAAAUAGUUUUCUAGUUUGGUUGCCAAAUAGGCAUUAAUUGAAUUCUAAGGCCCCAGGAAAAUUCUGACUGAGGAGCAUCCCUCUUGCCUAUCAGGCCUCCUCCUGAAAUGAGAUUGUUCUAUAUCCCUGGGAAAUACACCCUUCUUUUCCCUCUCCAGUAAUUCAGGGGUCGUGGGGCCUGUGUUUCUCAAUUGUCUUUAAAGCUGUGGCUCUUUCUGAAGAACAGAAACAUCUGGGCCAACAGCCCAGAUCUCAUUCAGGUGGCUGGGGGCUAGCAUCUCACCCCAGGGACAGCAGAGACACCCAGGCAGCUGUCCCAGUUCGGGGAAUAGUGGGGAUCUUGGUCUGAAUCCGAGGCCCCAGGGCCAGCUCACUGUCCUCUCCCCAUCAGUCCCACCAGCAGUAUCCCCCGUCGCACACCACGCCCCUGCCCAAGAAGGCCUACUCCAAGAUGGACAGCAAGGGCUACGGCAUGUACGAAGACUACGAGAACGAGCAGUACGGGGAGUACGAGGGGGAGGAGGAGGAGGACGUGGGCAAGGACGACUACGACGACUUCACCAAAGAGCUGAACCAGUACCGGCGGGCCAAGGAGGGCAGCAGCCGGGGCCGAGGCAACCGAGGCCGUGGCAGGGGCUACCGAGGCCGUGGCAGCCGCGGAGGGUCGCGAGGCCGAGGCAUGGGCAGGGGUAGCCGAGGCAGAGGCAGAGGCUCCGUGGGAGGAGACCACCCGGAGGACGAAGAGGACUUCUAUGAAGAGGACAUGGAAUACGGAGAAGGCGAGGAGCCGAUGGGAGAUGAGGACUACGACGACUACUCCAAGGAGCUGACCCAGUACCGCCGGGCCAAGGAUGGCCGCGGACGAGGGCUAAGUCGAGGCCGUGGCCGGGGUUCCCGAGGUCGAGGGAAAGGGAUGGGCCGGGGCCGUGGUCGAGGUGGCAGCCGAGGAGGCAUGAACAAGGGCGGAAUGAAUGAUGACGAAGACUUCUACGACGAGGACAUGGGCGACGGCGGCGGAAGCUACCGGAGGGGUGACCAUGACAAGCCCCACCAGCAGUCUGACAAGAAAGGCAAAGUCAUCUGCAAAUACUUCGUGGAAGGGCGGUGCACAUGGGGAGACCACUGUAAUUUUAGCCACGACAUCGAGCUACCAAAGAAGCGAGAACUGUGCAAGUUUUACAUCACCGGAUUUUGUGCCAGAGCCGAGAACUGCCCCUAUAUGCAUGGUGAUUUUCCAUGUAAGUUGUACCACACGACCGGGAACUGCAUCAACGGCGAUGACUGCAUGUUCUCUCACGACCCCCUGACCGAGGAGACCAGAGAGCUCUUGGACAAGAUGUUGGCUGAUGACGCAGAGGCAGGCGCCGAGGAUGAGAAGGAAGUUGAGGAGCUGAAGAAGCAGGGCAUCAACCCCCUACCCAAACCACCCCCUGGCGUGGGCCUCCUGCCCACCCCACCCCGCCCACCUGGCCCCCCGGCCCCGACCUCUCCGAAUGGCCGGCCCAUGCAGGGUGGCCCCCCGCCCCCGCCCCCGCCCCCCCCUCCGCCCCCCGGCCCCCCUCAGCUGCCCAUGCCCGUGCAUGAGCCGCUGUCCCCACAACAGCUGCAGCAGCAGCAGGACAUGUACAACAAGAAGAUCCCUUCCUUGUUUGAGAUCGUGGUGCGGCCCACGGGACAGCUGGCUGAGAAACUGGGUGUGAGGUUCCCUGGACCCGGAGGACCCCCAGGGCCGAUGGGCCCCGGGCCCAACAUGGGACCCCCGGGGCCGAUGGGGGCCCCGAUGCAUCCCGACAUGCAUCCCGACAUGCACCCGGACAUGCACCCUGACAUGCACCCGGACAUGCACCCUGACAUGCCAAUGGGCCCUGGCAUGAAUCCUGGCCCUCCCAUGGGCCCUGGCGGCCCUCCAAUGAUGCCCUAUGGUCCUGGAGACUCCCCACAUUCUGGAAUGAUGCCCCCCAUCCCACCAGCCCAGAACUUCUAUGAAAACUUUUACCAGCAGCAAGAGGGCAUGGAGAUGGAGCCAGGACUCAUUGGGGACGCAGAGGACUACGGGCACUACGAAGAGCUGCCGGGGGAGCCUGGGGAGCACCUCUUCCCCGAGCACCCUCUGGAGCCUGACAGCUUCCCCGAGGGAGGGCCCCCAGGCCGGCCGAAGCCGGGCGCCGGUGUCCCCGACUUCCUGCCCUCGGCCCAGAGGGCCCUGUACCUGAGGAUCCAGCAGAAGCAGCAGGAGGAGGAGGAGAGAGCGAGGAGGCUGGCUGAGAGCAGCAAGCAGGACCGGGAGAAUGAGGAAGGUGACACCGGAAACUGGUACUCAAGCGAUGAGGAUGAGGGUGGGAGCAGCGUCACCUCCAUCCUGAAGACCCUGAGGCAGCAGACGUCUAGCCGACCCCAGGGUUCCGUCGGGGAGCUGAGCAGCAGUGGGCUGGGGGACCCCCGCCUCCAGAAGGGACACCCCACGGGAGGGCGGCUGGCUGACCCCCGCCUCAGCCGGGACCCCAGACUUACCCGCCACGCCGAGGCUUCCAGCAGUUCAGGCCCAGGUGACACAGGACCCUCUGACCCUCGACUGGCUCGCUCCCUGUCCACCCCCAAGCCCGAAGGCGGCCUUCAUUCCAGCCCCGCAGGCCCCAGUGGCUCCAAGGGGUCUGGGCCACCCCCUGCAGAAGAGGAGGAAGGGGAACGGGCCCUUCGGGAGAAGGCUAUAAACAUUCCCCUGGACCCCCUCCCUGGGCACCCACUGCGGGACCCGCGAUCGCAGCUGCAGCAGUUCAGCCACAUCAAGAAGGACGUGACCCUGAGCAAGCCGAGCUUUGCGCGCACCGUGCUCUGGAACCCUGAGGACCUGAUCCCCCUGCCCGUCCCCAAGCAGGAUGUAGUGCCCCCCGUGCCCGCGGCCCUGCAGUCCCUGCCUGCCCUGGAUCCCAGGCUGCACCGCUCCACCACCUCGGGCCCCCCCAACCCCCGGCAGCGCCCAGGCGCCUCUACAGAUCCCAGCACAUCUGGCUCCAACCUGCCUGACUUUGAGCUCCUCUCUCGCAUCCUCAAGACUGUCAAUGCCACUGGCCCCUCGGCGGCCCCUGGCCCCGGUGACAAGCCCAGUGACCCCCGAGUGCGGAAGACACCCACCGAUCCCCGGCUGCAGAAACCAGCAGACUCUGUUGCCUGCUCCCGGGCGGCCAAGCCUGGCCCCACCGAAGCGCUCUCUCCAGCUGUCAGCCCCAGCGGGGAGUCCUCCCCGCCAGCCACCGCCCCCUAUGACCCCCGCGUGCUGGCAGCCGGUGGCCUGGGCCAGGGCAGCGGGAGUGGGCAGAGCAGCGUGCUGAGCGGCAUCAGCCUCUACGACCCCAGGACUCCCAACGCGGGUGGCAAAGCUGCAGAGCCGGCCGCUGAUGCAGGCACCCAGCCCAAGGGCCCUGAGAGCAAUGGCAAGAGCUCCGCCACCAAGGCCAAGGAGCCCCCGUUUGUCCGCAAGUCCGCCCUGGAACAGCCUGAAUCGGGGAAGUCCGGGGCAGAUGGGGCCGCAGCCACGGCCACAGACAGGUACAACAGUUACAACCGGCCCCGGCCCAAGGCCGCUGCGGCCCCCGCCGCCGCCACGGGCGCCCCGCCAGCAGAGGGCGCCCCGCCCCAGCCCGGCGUGCACAACCUCCCGGUGCCCACCCUCUUCGGGACCGUGAAACAGGCACCCAAGACGGGCUCCGGAAGCCCAUUUGCUGGCAACAGCCCGGCCCAAGAGGGUGAGCAGGACGCUGGGUCCCUGAAAGAUGUUUUUAAAGGCUUUGACCCCACUGCCUCCCCCUUUUGCCAGUAGUGUUAAGCUGGAGUUGAGCGCUCCCUGCACCCCACCCUUCCCAGGGCAAUAUUUAAGGGCAGCAACCAGAGUUGGGGACUUGGGGGGAGGGGGGAGGGGGUCUGGGUGUUCUUUCUUUUAUUUUUUCCUAUUCUUUUUUCUUUUCUCCCCCCCCUUUUUUUUUUUAAAGUAGUACUUUCUUUGAAACAUAUAAAUUGUAUAUAACCAUCUUUAACUUCUGGUCAGUGCUGCGGGGCUCCUAGGCUCCCGCCAAGAAAACCUACACGUGCAUGUGUACAGUUGCGAGUCCCCUGGGCCUCAGCCCCAGCUGGCACUCCGCCUGGCCUGGCCAGGCCUGAUUUUCAGGGACUCCUUAAAGGCUGGGGCCCCAGUUUGGUGGCUGGGGGUCUGGUGGGUUUUCUGGGCAAAGCUUGGCCCCUGCCCCCCAUCCUACCCCCCCCACCCAGGACAAAGGGAACAGCAGGCAUCGAGAAGGCACUGAGCGCUGCUCACCCUGUGGUGCGUGAGCAAGAAGAGACGGAGCCGAGAUGGUGGGCA